Molecule: messenger RNA, 1038 nt
Organism: Paramecium octaurelia
Lineage: Eukaryota; Ciliophora; Oligohymenophorea; Peniculida; Parameciidae
Source: the annotation of a GenBank genome assembly
AUGGAUUCGACAAAUGUAUAAGAAAUCUCUCUUGAUUACUUAUCAAAUACAUCAGUUGAAAAGGAGAGAGGGAUCUCAUAAACUGUUUAAGAUUAGCAUGAGUUUGAUAAUUUAAAUGAAAAUUUUUAAAAUCUUGAAAUAGUCUUAGAAAUAAAUGAUACUAUGAACGAAAUUUGGAACAUUAAAUUAGCGGAGAAGUUUGAAAAAUCAUUGUAGCAUUUCCGAGACUAUAAAAUCAUUAUUUAAUAAUUGAAUUUAUAUUUUAUAGGGAUUAUUGAGAAAACUAAGAUUUUUAUGUACUUAACAGUCGAUAAAUAAGUUAAGUAUACCGAGGAAAUUGCUGACUUUUUUUACUAUUUAUUAAUGAAGGAUGUUAAAAGAAUUUAGGCUAAACAUAUUAUAAAAUAUAUUGAAUAUUCAACUUAAAAGCCAAUCAAAGUAGAUGCAUUUUAAAUUUUUGCAGACAAAUGCAAUAUCAGUCUCUGUGGAUAUAAUUUAAACGACUACAAAACUAAGCCGGAGAAAAAUAGAUAAACAUAAUUUUCUUAUAAAUAACAAGAUAUUAUAUUGUUCUAAAACAAUACUAUCACCUUACUUGAUAUUUUAUACAGAAAUCAAUAUAUAGAGUUAGGAAUUGCAAUUGAUCUACUUAUGAUAGGGGAUUUUAAUAUUGAAGAAGUUGUUAAUGCAAAGGGUUAAUCGGUAGAAAAAUUUCAUCAAUCAUAUAUAUUUAGGAUUUAUUAACAAACAUUUCUGAAUAUGCACAAAACCCUUGAACUAAAAUCAAAAUGGUUUCAUAAAGGAACUUAAUUAUAAUUAGAUACAUUUCAUGGGUAAAAUGUUCACUUAGUAUCUUUACCAGAAGGUUCUGACAGGAGAUCAAAAUUGACUUAAAGAUUAAAUAUCGCUAAAAAAUAAAUUUUAAGUAAGGGAUAUUAUCAAAAAAAUAAUGAAUCAUUAUCUUUCUAUUCCUACCUUAAGAACCUUAAAGUGGAUUAGAUUAAAUAAUUCUUCAAAGGAUAUAAUCCUGAAUAAUGA